Messenger RNA from Leptidea sinapis, 453 nucleotides. RefSeq names its product small integral membrane protein 12. Lineage: Eukaryota; Metazoa; Arthropoda; Insecta; Lepidoptera; Pieridae. The record is from RefSeq and is a predicted model, not a curated record. The transcript is spliced from 2 exons. Bases 124 to 384 code for a protein of 86 amino acids.
AAAAAUGAUAACAGCUGAUAUAUUUUUUUCUUAUAGCUUUUCUAGAAAAGAGAAUGAUCGCAAAAGACAUCAACUGAAUGAGAGUUAUUUUAAUCCCCGAUAGAAAAAGAGACAAAUUCAUAAAUGUGGCCGAUACUAAUGCAAUUUUUGCGAUCAAAUGCGCCAUACAUUACAUUUCCUAUAGCAGCGGUGGUUGGAAUAAUAGGUUAUAAUUUGGAAGGCUUAUUAAGCGAUAGAUAUACACCUUAUUCAAAACCCAUACAAGACCAGAGGUUGGAGAGAUUAGAGGAUGAAUCUCUAAAGGAUCCAACAAAUGUAGAGAAAUUGAAAUAUCGGGAGAAUGUGCUUGGCAAGAAUGUGUCUCCAUCUUUACAAACAAAUUGAAAGUGUACUGUAGUUUGUGAUAUAUUUAACUGUAUUUAUUAGUAAUUGAUUAUAUGUUUUGAAUGUGGA